Acanthoscelides obtectus is the source of this 2284-nucleotide messenger RNA. The record is from the annotation of a GenBank genome assembly. Lineage: Eukaryota; Metazoa; Arthropoda; Insecta; Coleoptera; Chrysomelidae.
GCUGCUUAAUGUUUUUGUUUGUCACCUGAUUACAAACGUAUUUCAAAUUAAAAUCCAUGAUUUUUAUUAAUCAAAUUACAAGAAAAUGGAUAAUCUUAAAAGUGAUUUUGUUCCAGCGGAAACUUUGAUUAAAAUGUAUCAUUUGGAACAAUAUGUCCAUGUAAUCUUGGAUUACACAUCAAGAUAUAAUAAUUCAAAUAGCUCGUACUAUUCCCCAUUCAAUUUGAUAGGGAAAUACGAAAUAUAUCCUUUUUAUGGCGAUUAUCCAGAAACAUAUUUCCUGAGGUCAUAUGGUACCUGGUGGAAGAAAAGUGACUCCUGCCAAUCAAACUACAGACCUCAAGAUUUUGAUCCUCUAGGUGCUGAAGAUUAUGUUACCGUCGAAUUUGAGAGUGCUGUGGUUCCUAGGGAUAUUUGCAUUUAUGAAACAUACAAUCCAGGGGCAGUUGUGAGAAUCUGGGGAAAAUUGGCAAGUGACACUCACUGGGUAUUGCUUUGGAGAGGACAUCCACAGCAAUACCCAAGCAAAUCAAGAAAGUUCCAUCCCAAAAUCAGGCCUGUGAAUCAACUAGUCAAUGUCAUUCGCCUUGAGUUCAACCAAAGUCAUCUACAGUAUCAUUACUCUGUAGAUGCGAUUCUGCUAGGUGGUUUUCAACCUGUGAGUGAUCUGUAUUAUAAUAUGAUGGAAAGGGGUCUGUUUUUCUUGAAAAAACCGGAGGAGGCAUCUAAAUUUUCAGAUAUGGACAAAUAUAGCGAAUUUUUUGGUGAAGAUUAUUUUGUGAAGCUUCCGUAUGAAGUGAUGAUACACAUAUUCCAAUAUUUGGACUUGAAAUCCUUAUGUAGAUGUGCAAGAGUUAAUAAAAGGUGGAAUGAAAUAGUCAAUGAUCCCUUUUUAUAUCAAACUUUAAGUCUUAAGCCCUACUGGUACCUGGUAAACUGUAAUACAAUCGACUAUUUUAUGAAAAAAUGCACUUCUUUGAAGAAGCUGGAUAUCUCCUGGUGUGGAAAUGAUAUUGAAGGAUUUGAUAAGAAGCUAGCAAUAUUUAUAGGUGCCAACUGUGAUACUUUAACCCACUGUUCUUUGUCCAAUUGUAAAUAUAUAAGUCGUGAAAUGUUGACAGAGUUAUCCACGUGUAGAAACUUAGUAGAUUUAAGACUAAAAAAUGUUACCAACUGUUUCAAGCUUGACAAUCCAUCUUUGCAGUACCUGGACAAGUUAGUCACAUUAGAUUUGACUGCUACGAAUAUCGAGGAUGGUGAUCUGAUAUGUAUCCUAAAAGAAAACCCUAAUUUAAAACAUCUUAUCAUAGACUUAUGUGAGCACUUAACGAAUUUAGACAUCGUCGUAGAGGCAGCAGCUGAUUACAACCCGAAACUGACUUGUUGGAGCUCCUGGAAGACAUUGUCUCUAACAGCUGAAGGUGUUAAAAAAUUCGGAAAAUUUCCGUUAAUGAAAGAGCUAGAUUUAGGUUGGUGUUUGAUAAAUAAAGACCCUGGUGAUUGUUUGAGAUACAUCGUGGAUGGAUGCCCUCAUUUAUCAAGGUUAAUAUUGUCUGAAUGGAGAGGGUUGAAUGAUCACUUGAUUAUACCUCUUAUAAUGACAUGUAAAGAACUAACUCAGUUGGAUAUUUUUGGUAUCAAGAACAUAACUGCUGAACUGUGCGAAAAAGCAUUGCUUUACUUACCAAAGUUGAGACUUUUAGAUAUAAGUUUUUGUGAUUCCAUCCGACAAGAUGAGGUGGAGAUUUUGAGGCGACAGUAUCCACAUAUCACUAUACAAAGAAGCUGUCAGUAUUCGUCUAUGAAUUAUCUGAACUAAAAGUUAGACGUAGCCCCUGAAAUUGAUCCUGUGGUUUUCAUGUUGAUAGGACUCAAUUGUCUGGCCGAAUCAAACCACAUGGUUUUAUGCGAUCAGACAAUGGAGUUCUAUUAAAGUUAGAUGUUAAUAUUUAUAGUUUCCUGCAUUUUAUACCAUUUUGUAGAAUACACUAAUUAAAUUGAUAAUGAAAUGAAAUUUCCAUUCGAAAAUCUGAACUGGUUUUAUGCAGUGUAAGCUAAAAUAUGUGAAUAAGGAAAUUUAAUUUAUAAGUGUAUUGUAUAGUAUAUAUAGCUUUAUUAAGAAAGGUAUUGACUUGUUAAUAUAUGCGCUAUCAGAAAAUUGCUUCUUACUCAGUGGCCAAGACCACCAAACUGCAAUUUUGUCAAUCUGCUAACAUCAAUAUUAUAUUAAAAUCUCAUUGACAACUCGAAAAGAAUAUGUUGAAUAAAAUUCAUAUACAUCAGA